Messenger RNA from Leptopilina boulardi, 1219 nucleotides. RefSeq names its product ubiquitin recognition factor in ER-associated degradation protein 1 (gene Ufd1-like). The transcript has 4 exons. Lineage: Eukaryota; Metazoa; Arthropoda; Insecta; Hymenoptera; Figitidae. Gene Ontology annotation, cellular component: VCP-NPL4-UFD1 AAA ATPase complex. Gene Ontology annotation, molecular function: polyubiquitin modification-dependent protein binding. The coding region runs from base 216 to 1130 and encodes 304 amino acids. The record is from RefSeq and is a predicted model, not a curated record.
AUAUUUACUAAUUUGUAUACACAAUACUUUAUAAAAGGAAGUUAAUUUUUUCAUAUUUUCUAAUUUUCCCAGUGCUUUAAAUUAUCAAUCGAAGAAAAUAACAAGUAUAACUGGAAAAAUGGUAAACUAAUUGGAGAACGAAGUCCUUCAGUCAACGAAAUCAUUUUUAACUUCAUUUCUAUCUAUUUGGAGGUUAAAUUUUACGGGUGAUCACAAUGACUUUCAACUUUCAGUUUGGAUUUAAUAUGUUCCCGGAUAAUCCACGGCCAUUUAAUACUCAAUAUAAAUGCUUUUCCGUGUCUAUGUUGCCUGGAAACGAAAGAGAAGAUGUUGAACGAGGUGGAAAAAUUAUAAUGCCACCAUCAGCUCUUGACACAUUAACAAGACUGAAUAUAGUCUAUCCAAUGCUUUUUAAAUUAACAAAUAAAAAAACCAACAGAAUUACACAUUGUGGAGUUUUAGAAUUUGUUGCCGACGAAGGAAAAGUUUAUUUACCUUAUUGGAUGAUGCACAAUCUUUUCCUUGACGAAGGUGAAAUAAUAAAUGUGGAAUUUGUUUCUCUUCAAGUGGCGACUUAUGCACGUUUUCAGCCACAAUCUGAAGACUUUUUGGAUAUUUCAAAUCCAAAAGCUGUUCUUGAAAAUGGAUUAAGAAGUUUUGCUUGCUUAACAACAGGCGAUAUUGUUGCAAUUAAAUAUAAUCAGCGAAUAUACGAAAUGUGCGUUUUAGAAACAAAACCAGGUCCAGCUGUUAGUAUUAUUGAAUGUGAUAUGAAUGUUGAAUUUGCACCUCCAGUUGGUUAUAAAGAACCAACAAAAGCAAUUACAAAAGGUGAAAAUGAUGUGAAUCCUGAUGAUUUAAUGCCUGAACCUUUAGGAUUCGUUGCGUUUAAAGGCCAAGGCAAUAGACUUGAUGGAAAAAAGAAGAAAAAAGAGGAUUCAAGUCCAGCUGAACAAACGUCUAUUAAAUCUGCUUAUAUUCGUGGUAUUCCCGAUUACGAUUAUCAAAUAGGAACUCUCAAAUUUCUCCGAAAUGCUAAACCAACUAAUAACAAAGAGAUUAAGGAGCUGAAUGAGUUUAAAGCCUUUGCUGGCGAAGGAAACCUUUUGAAAAAAUCAAAAAAGAGAUAAGACGCCAAUGUGAUUUUCAAUUUAAAUAAAUUUUAUAGAUUUAGUUUGUAAGACUCGAUUAUAAUUAAAUCAACUUUGUAAUUUGAAAA